UGUCUGUCGCAGCUGGAGCGGUGCUGCUGCUGGUGCUGCUGCUGGUGCUGCUGCUGGUGCUGCUGUUCAUUCCCCCGUUCUUGUGCCCUUCUUCUCCCACGCUUCCCCUCUUCUUCUGCUUCUGCUCUGUCCCUAACUCCCUCUCUAUUCCCUAACUUUACUCUACUCUCUCUUCUUCCUUUUUCCUUUUUCCCCUUCCCUUCCUCCCGCUCCGCGUCCUUUUUCUCUUGUGAACUUGGAUUUGCUCGCAUCUCCGUCUCUCGAUCCCCCUCCCCCCCCCCCCCGCCACUACUUCCAGCGUCUCACUGUGUAGGAAGGAAGGUAGGUUUCCAGGACCCGAAGAGGACACUAGUCGAAUGCACAAUUCGAUAACCCCCUGCCCCCCUCACCGCUCCCCCUCCUCCCAGCUUGCUCGCUCUUGGGACUGUUCGGGUGCGUGUUCAGCUUUUCCAUUCCUCCUUUCCUCCUUCCCUUCCCUGGCCUGCUUGUGCCGCAACGCUGACUUCUCCUUCAAGUGCCGCUACGUGUGUCUGUCUUAGUGCACCGUCGACGUGCUUGCUUUGCAUUGACAUGGUCACCUGGUCUUUCUUCCUGGGAUUGGAAUUGGAUUCUCACGACUUCCUUCCUUCUUCUUUUAGUGGUUAUUAGGGUUCUAGGGUUGUCAAUUCUGCCUCAUUUUUAUCACGCACACCUCUCCACCAGUUUCUCUCUUGUAUUAGGGUUUCACAUUUUGUAACCUCUUUGCGAGGAUUCGUGUAUAGUCUUCCGUACGAGGCUAUUAAGUCGCUGGUAUUGAUUUUGGUAAAUAUCGAGAGCUUCAAUACUGGCACCACGGUGUCAUCCAGACAUUCGCGUGGAUUUUUCAAGCCCUCCUCACCUCUCAAAAAUCAAGCUUCUUCUGAGCAACGGGCAUGAACGAAGAUACAGUUUCUGUACGCGCUAGUGCUGGACGUACAUACGGUAGCUCUAGUGCAGAGGCCGCGCAUGAGGAGAGCGUUAUGAAGCAUGGAGAAGAUGGAGGCAGCUCUCGAGUUCAGGAUGAUGGUGAUCCUCAUCCAGUUGGAGGUGAGGAGACUUCAGCGGCAGGUAGUAGUGAUCAAGGAGGAAGUUUUGAUUGCAACAUCUGCUUAGAGCUUGCUCAAGAUCCUGUGGUGACUCUCUGUGGGCAUUUGUUCUGCUGGCCAUGUCUUUAUCGAUGGCUUCAAAUGCACAGCAUCUGUCAAGAAUGUCCUGUAUGCAAAGGCAGUGUCGAAGAGGACAAGGUAAUUCCCCUCUACGGGAGAGGCAAGGUUAAUUGCGUAGAUCCUCGCACGAAAGCAGUUCCAGGUCUUAACAUUCCUCACCGCCCAGUUGGACAGCGGCCAGAGACUGCCAGACAUGCCGAGCAUCAAUAUCCGCCCCAGGGUUUUAAUUUCAUGGCUGGACCUACCGGCCCUGCCGCUACUGCGCGAUUUGGCAACAUCACACUCUCGGCCGGAUUUGGACUAUUUCCAUCCCUCUUUGGCUUCCAAUUGCAUGGCUUUUCUGAGACUAGUGGUCUUGGGGGAGGUUCUAGUGUUCAUCUGGGGUCAGCAGGUGGAUUGGCUGGUAGUCACAUGCAUGGUACUCAGCCCAUAAUGCCCGAUCAGCAGCAAGAAGCUCUUUUAUCACGGCUACUGCUACUUCUUGGCGUUUUUGUGAUUAUUUGCCUCCUCCUCUUCUGAGUUUUCAUGUUGUGACCUGAAGCUAAGUAAUCACAUUUUCCCUGUAAGGACAUAACUUGCUUUUGAGCCUCUUUAUUUUGAGGUCUUCAGGUUGGUAUCUAUCUAUUCAUAUUUGAGCAUUACCACUGAUAGCAGCUGGGCUACUAGUAGAAUUGAUGUUAGCGUAAUUUCGACGGAUUUUGUCGGUGGGAAUUUGUUUGUUUGUUUUUGUUUUUGUUUUUUUUUUUUAAAAAAAUGAGAGCAGACUGCAGUUCUGUCAGAUUUGUGACAUAGUAUGUAGGUCUUAAUGUGCAGAUUAUUUGGUUCUUGAUUAAUGAAGGACAUGCGAAGGACUCAAUUGAACCCGGCUGUGAUGAGAGUUUACUGCUGCAUGUCGAUAGAAUCACUUUGGGUUCCUUGAGUUGAAGAAUUCACGUCCUUCGAAAGGUUGAGAGUUAGCUAGUAUACCUCCUCAGUUUUCUUAGUUUUGGAUCUAUGUUUUUUAAUGGAAAAUAUUUAUAAAUGGUGUAUUAAAAUAUGCAUUCUAUAAUUAGAACUGGUUAUCAAUGUAAAAAGUCUUGGAGCUGGCCCCCAAUUUUCUGCCUAUGAGAGAAAUGGAUUUUGCACUGAAUUACAAUGAA
This is a messenger RNA of Physcomitrium patens, 2323 nucleotides long. RefSeq lists its product as uncharacterized. Gene Ontology annotation, biological process: ubiquitin-dependent protein catabolic process. Lineage: Eukaryota; Viridiplantae; Streptophyta; Bryopsida; Funariales; Funariaceae. Gene Ontology annotation, cellular component: endoplasmic reticulum. The record is from RefSeq and is a predicted model, not a curated record. Gene Ontology annotation, molecular function: ubiquitin protein ligase activity.